Polyodon spathula (Mississippi paddlefish) is the source of this 7669-nucleotide messenger RNA. RefSeq names its product solute carrier family 5 member 6a (gene slc5a6a). Gene Ontology annotation, biological process: biotin transport; pantothenate transmembrane transport; sodium ion transport. The record is from RefSeq and is a predicted model, not a curated record. Lineage: Eukaryota; Metazoa; Chordata; Actinopteri; Acipenseriformes; Polyodontidae. The coding region runs from base 296 to 2188 and encodes 630 amino acids. The transcript has 16 exons. Gene Ontology annotation, cellular component: membrane. Gene Ontology annotation, molecular function: sodium-dependent multivitamin transmembrane transporter activity.
GAUGUAAUCUCCGUGCGACGGAACCGUGGUGGUCCAUGUGUAAAACAGUGCAUGGAAGCAGAUUGUCACAGGGAGAGAAAAUCAUUGACAUCGACAGAGAACAGCGUGGAAUCAUGUCCUUGAGGAACCACAUCGUAGCUAAAUGCUUUGCAUGACAGCUAAGCAACCCACAACAGGGAGGCCCUGCCACCAGUAGACCUUGUCUGAACCCAGUGGGUUUGUGUUUGAUCCUGUGGAGAUUAGACUUUUUGUUGUUUUAGCAUCCCCCUGUGGGUGGUGCUGUGGUCCUGCAGCUAUGGCACAGAUGUACUUCUCCACCCUGGACUAUGUGAUCUUUGCUCUGCUGCUUGUGCUCUCCUCGGGUAUAGGGCUGUUCUAUGCCUUUACUGGAGGGCGCCAGCGUACUACACAAGAGUUCCUGUUGGCUGACCGCAGUAUGAGCUGCCUGCCACUGGCACUCUCGCUCCUCGCCACCUUCCAGUCAGCUGUGGCCAUCCUGGGUGUCCCUGCCGAGAUCUACACCUAUGGUACACAGUACUGGUUCCUAGGCAUCUCCUAUAUCCUGGGGUUGCUCAUCCCUGCUCAUAUCUUCAUCCCCAUCUUCUACCGACUCAGGCUUACCAGCACAUACCAGUAUCUGGAGUUGCGGUUCAACAAAACUGCUCGAAUUUUAGGGACUAUUACCUUUAUAUUCCAGAUGGUGAUAUAUACGGGUGUAGUACUCUAUGCCCCUGCACUGGCUCUCAAUGCAGUUACUGGCUUGGAUCUUUGGGGUUCAGUGUUAGCAAUUGGCCUGGUCUGUACUGUGUAUACAGCACUGGGUGGUCUGAAAGCUGUAAUCUGGACAGAUGUGUUCCAGACAGUGGUCAUGUUUGCAGGACAGCUGGCAGUUAUAGUGGUGGGGACAUUGCGAGUAGGUGGGAUGGAGCAGGUCUGGAGCAUAGCACAGGAAGGAGGCCGCAUCUCUGGAUUUGACUUCAAUCCAGAUCCUUUUGAGCGACACACUUUCUGGACCCUGUCCUUCGGAGGAAUCUUUGUGAUGUUGGCCCUGUAUGGAGUGAACCAGGCCCAGGUGCAGAGAUAUUUGAGUGCACGCAGUGAGAGAGAGGCCAUCAUAUCAUGUUAUGUGGUGUUUCCCUGUCAGCAGAUUGUUCUGGCUCUGGGCUGUUUGGUGGGCCUGGUGAUGUAUGCAUACUAUAAAGAGGACAAUCCGCUGGCCAACGGUUAUGUCAAAACCACAGACCAGAUGGUGCUGUACUUUGUGAUGGAUAUUUUGAAGGACCUUCCUGGACUUCCAGGGCUCUUUGUGGCCUGUCUGUUUAGUGGAGCUCUCAGUACUAUUUCCUCAGCGUUUAACUCCCUAGCAACGGUUACUAUGGAGGAUCUGAUCAAGCCAUACUUCACAGCAAUGACAGAGUCUAGAGCCACUCUGUUAUCCAAGGGGCUAGCUGUGGCUUAUGGAAUCAUCUGUUUGGCAAUGGCCUACAUCGCAUCUCAAAUGGGUUCAGUGCUGCAGGCAGCCUUAAGUAUCUUUGGGAUGGUUGGGGGGCCUCUGCUCGGUAUCUUCUGUCUUGGAAUCUUCUUCCCUUGUGCCAACUCGACUGGAGCCAUCACUGGCUUGGUAUCAGGCCUGGUCAUGGCUUUUUGGAUUGGAAUCGGAAGCUUUGUGUCUCGUAGCUCCCCCCCUCUCAUUCCAGUAAAUGCCACUGUUUUACCUGAUGUAGGAAACAUGACAACUGCUGCUAUGACUACACUUAUCGCUGCGGCAAAAACCAAAGCACGCACAACUGGUCUGAAGAGGUUUUACUCUUUAUCAUAUAUGUGGUACAGCGCACACAACUCUGCCACUGUGGUCAUCGUGGGACUGAUUGUCAGCUUCAUCACAGGUCCAAUGAAACCAAAGGAUGUGAACCCGCGCACCAUCUUCCCUGUGCUGAGCUCCCUGCUCUUUUUUCUGCCAGAGAGAUACAGAGAUAAGCUGUGCUUUAGAGUCCCACUGGACAAGAGGGAUGAUGAGCACUCUGCCCAUCGGUACAUGAUGGCACAGAAGAAAUGUGAUGGUGGUCCUGUUACUGGUGACGUGGAUAAGGUAGAGAACGUUGCUCCUGCUCCCCUGGGGGAAGUAGACGCAGAGAGCUCACCUCAGAUACAUCGCUGCAUUCAUGUAUUCCAUGAGACGUCUCUGUGAAGCACUUUCAACUGGAGACAACCAGCAAUGUCCACAGAGGAGCCCACAAAAAUGGCCCAAAAGUGAGUGUCUUCGGAUAGACAACCUGUGGAUCCAGUAGAGUCCCAAUAUUUUUUGGCCUCUCGCUGUGGGGGAAAAAAAUAGCUGGGUGUCCUUCCACUCCCUGUUCUGCUGCAAUGUGUCUGUGUAUCACAGAAACUUGAAAUGUUUAAACCAAGAAUGCUGGAUAAAAAAACAAAAACACAAAAGUUUAUGCCAACCAAAUAUUGAUUUAAAAUAAAAUCUGCCAAUACAUAAAAGGUGUAUACUCUGGUCUCGUUCUUAGGGAAUGGGUUGGAAUCACUGUGCAACCACUUCUAAGACUUCUGUGACCUUGAUGUCUAAAAAUCUAAACACAAUAUGAUCUAUCAACAGUACAAACAAUAGCAGCAAUUCUGGGAUAAUUGUAGUUGGUUUUAAAUUAAUUGACGUGUUAAGAGUUUAGAUGAUCUGAAACUCUAAAUCCCUCCUGUGUUAAAGAAUAUCUUGUUUAUGAUAGUGUUAUUUAAAAAAUAAUUGUUAUGAUAGAAAGACAUAGUUUGCUGAGAGAAUCAUAUAUGCUGCUAAAUAACUGGUGUGCACAGUCAGUUGAGGAGAGGUGUGCACAGAGGAGGUUAAAAAGAUUUUUUUUUUUGUCUGAAAAUGUCAAUAUCUUGUAUUUUUUUUAUUUUUUUUUUAUUAGACUAUUUUAAGGUGUAAGAGAUACUUGAAAUUUCCCUAUGCACUAAAACAUUAGAAAAAGACCUAGAUGAACUCAGAAGAAGGUCUCCACUGGGAAAUGGGGCGAGCAGAAGGGUGCUGAGGCAUACUUAUGUACCAACCUCCCUUGGAGGUGAGUUUCCACUGAAACAUGCAAUCCAAACUGAACAGAUCCCAAUCAUUUGUUCAAGUUGUUCAAAGUUAUUUAUUGUACAAUCAGUUAUUUCUUUAAACCCUCGAGAGUGCCUCCCACUAGACAAAUAUAUUAAGUUGUGAUUUCAUAUUUUAAAGACAUGAUUAUGUUCUGCAAAAGUAGGACACAUUGGUGGUAAUUUUUCAAAGCAGUGUGCGUUCUUAAAUUAAGUACCUGAUUUGUGUAUUUGUAGUGUAGUUCCAUUAAUCGGCUGUUUUUGCAAAUUGAAAAACAAAAAAGUGUAAAACUUUUCAACAGAACGUGCAAUAUCUGAAAUUCUGGGAUUCUUGUGGUUGGGAUUACAUUGUAAUUAUUUUGUUAAACUAAAACUGAUUUUAGUGUUUAUAGCUAACAACAUAAUAUCCUAAAUCACACCUGGUGUAUACUUCACUUUGUUAUACAGGAUUGUCAAUGUUAAGUUUUUAAAGAAAUGCAUGUAAUAGCAUGGAUUUUUAUUUUAAACUACAAUAAGUUAGAUAUCUCUUUUUGCAUGAGCCUUGUUCUUCGGUCAUUUCACCUGGAGAGUGGAUUUGUCCUCCUCCCUUUAGCGCCUUCUUUUCUGUCAUAAACCAAACAGCUGCUUCUUCUAUGACUGGCAUGCAUUGAGCCAGUAAAGUGUUUUGACCCAGAAGACCCGGCUAUGGGGAAAUGACCUCAGAAGUGCAAGUGUAAUAGAUUUCCUGGGAGUAAGGCAUAGAAAAUGAGAACUAACUUUGCAUCCUAGUGUAGUACCAGAUUUUGUGUCAUGUUUUAAAAUGAAAACACAUGUUUACUAAAACCUGUGUUUUCUUUUAGAGCAGCACAUUUAAGACCUAUUUAACUAAUUGAAGUGCAAACAUUUAUGGAAAUAUUUUGUUUACUACAAUGUCUUCAAAUUGAAAGAAAAAAAAGUUUUGUUAUUUGUCUAAAGAUAACUGUCAUAAUUUAAAAUGUAAUCUCAUGCCUCUACUUAACCACCUCUCAAUACUUUAUGCUGCAGUUGUUGAUUUUAUGUGGCUCAGAACAUUCAUGAACACCAGGAAACUGUAAGGAACAAUUGCUUCUGUUGGUGACGUUAUUGUGUGUUUAGUUCAGAGCAUUGGUAUUCAUAAAUGAACAAAUAAACAUGUUCACCUAUAAUAUGCAGAGAAACAAAAAAAUCUCAGUAGAAUGUCUGUUUAGAAGUUCUUGAAUACAUUUCUACAUUGACUCCAUUACAAAAAGGAGUGUGGUUGGUAUGGGCCAGUACCACUACAUCAGGAAAGUUGACCUUUUAUCGUUUCACUGCCUCAGAAGCCAUUGCAUCAGUGCAAAAGUUAUCAUUGCAGCUUAACGACUUCAGAUAUUACCGAACAAGCUGUAGGGUUUAAAAUGCAACACAUUACUUUCCCUACCUUUCUGCUUUGUUGUGUGUAUUCCUGCAAUAGCCUUUUCAACAUAAUUUGAAGUUUAGGUAUUUUAUUAACAUCAAUGGUCAUCAGUCACUUUUGAGCAGUUAUUUUUGUUCGAAGUCAGUUAUGAUCAGGUCUUCCUGUCAAAAUGCCUUCUUAAUUCACAACAUCGGUGGUUUCAGUUCAACCUGUUCAAUCAGAAACAUUUCAUUGGUUCCCGACUGUUCUCCCAAAGUUAGCAUUUUGAUAGGUCCAUCUGUCCUACUACUCGCUCCGACACAGGUUCAGAGGGGCCUGAACAGGUUUAUGAAUAUGCAGGACAAACGCCAUAUAAUGGCAAUAAAUAAAUAAUCUUAAUAUUGCUUAAAUCUAAGUAAUUCAACAGUGUUUAGACAGAAAGCAGAUUUCAUUCUGUGCUGCAAUGUCUUUAACACAUUUUGAGUAUAUAAAUAUUGAUCUAGUUGAAUGUAUGACCCCUGUACACCUUGCAUCUUCAAUCUAACCGGGUUGGAGUCUGUAAAGGUCGUUAUCAUUAUACAGGGCUCAGAAGACAAUUUGACGGGAAGACUUAACUGCAUAACUGAUGUGAAACAAAAAUAUCUGCUAAAAACGGAUUUAUGGCCAGGGAUACAUUAAUAUAAAUAUCAAAUUGUGCUUUUUGUUGAAGAAGAUAUUGCAGGAAUAUGUAAAACAGAGCAGGAAACUACAGAAAGUAAUGUGUUGUGUUUGAAACCCUGCAGCCUGUUCAAUAAGACUUUAAUCUUCAUGAGCAACACCUGGAAUUACUGUGUGUGUGUGUGUGUUUGUAAUUGCUUGUUUAAUGCUAAAAGCGAAGGGUGAUUUGUUAAGUGAGUUUUUGCAUAAAUAUGUGUGUUGUGUUUAGGUGUAACCAGAUAUCUUGACCUCAGCACCCUUAUAAAUAAAGCAAGAAAACACUUGCUGUUGAAGUGCUUUGAUAAAUUCUUUUUAGGUUUUUUCGGUGGGUAGUAUAUGUGGCAGAUCUCCCUAAUUAAUAGGGUACAGGUGUGUGUAUGUAUGUGUGUUUCAAAUGACGAACUCCUGCAAAGUGAGCAUCAGUUUUCUGUUAAAUAUCUUUCAUAUACAUUUUCUGUUUGUUAUUUAGACCAUAGUUAUUUUUUUGUGUAUGUGUAUUGGUCCUGUUUUAAACUAUAGUAGACGAGAUUGCAUGUAUUUAUGUAUGUAUGUUCUAUACAGCAGUGUGCACAUUUUAUUAGAACCCCCCCCAUUGCUUCUGUUUUGAUUUAUUGUGCAUAUGAAAAAUCAAAUCUGAAACUGAAAAUCUUGGAAAAUUGUCAAGAUAAGCAAAGUAGUGAUUGUCUAAUGUAACUGACUUUUAAUAGACCACACAUGCAAUUAAUUUAAAAUAGUAAGAGAAAGGGAACACAUAGCCACAAAUGAUAACAUGCAUGAGGCUUUUUAGAAGUUGUUUAAGAUGCUUAAAAGCACAAUGCAGUGUAACAAUUUCACACAUGGGUGCCUAAUGUUUCUACAUCACUGGUUUACUGACCAGUAGGUAUAUAAAGGAUAUAAAUAACAAAUCUUGAGGUGUUCUUAUAAAUUUGCACUCUUUCUGUGCUACUGUGCCCCUAUCUGUGCGUGUGUGUUUACUUCUGUGUUGUAUACUGGUUCCUGUGAGUGUAUUUGCAGUGCUAUUGACAUUUAGGCAUCCAACAAACUGUCCAAUUGGUUGGUUUUUACUCCCUACAAAAUGCUGUUUUUUUCCAGUAAUGGUAACCGGGCAAAGUUCCUGCCUGAUUGAGUUGACGAGCUAGAAAUUCAGAAUUCUUUCUCGCUGCUUUUCUGAAAAAAAUAUUAAACUACAGUACAUCUCAAACCUGUACUAACAUAUUAUGCUUCUUCAAUAUUGAUGUGGCAAGUAGCAUUUCUAGAAGUAAAAGCAAUUCAUCUUUAAUUUUCGCAUUUACAAUUCCUUCAAAAAAAAGAAACUUAAAAUACAAGUGCUUCUGUUUAAGAAUGUUUGAUAUUGCAGAAAUCUGUGUUUAAGUCUUUCAGUGUGAGGGAUUAUGGUUUGACGGUGUGAUUUGAUCAGAUUCUGUUUGUGCUACACACUUGACUGCCAGCUUCUCCAAUUUUGUGGGGGAUAAAAGAUCGGGAUUCCGCUGUUCACUAAAAUGGUGUAUUGUUUGCUGUAUAUAUCAGAUACAAAAUGUACAAUUGCCAAUAUAGAUAGAGUUUUUGAUUUUGCCUUUUGUUAAUUACUGGAAAACAUUAGCAGGGCGUCCAGAUCAUGUUUAUGUUUCUAUAUAAUUCAAUAAAGCCAAGGUAACCUUUUUUUAAUGCACUGAGGUAAAUUAUAGAAAACAAGAGAUCUUCAUAAUCUGGGAGACCUGCUAUAGCAUGAAAGAGCCUUUGGCUGUGUUACCCAGCAGUGAAGUCACUUGGGAUGUGUCCUCGUAGAAAUAUCUACAUGAUGUCACAAGGGCUAGGCGCUUCCAUUCACUAAAUUCUAAAGUAUCCUGUAUUUCCAAGGCAAGCCUCUAGAUUAAGUCAUAAUCAUGUACCAGUUUUAUAAAGCUUGCCUAUUUUUCUACCUUUCCAUAAAACUGAAGUUUUGUCCACACAUCCCCUACAUCAUCUCUGCCUAGCCCUAAGCCCAGCCAUGGCUCUGCAUAGGUAACCUCAGGAUUAACUUCUGUGCAUAUCAUACAGUCUGCUGCUGUUUUAUGUCCAGCAGCCAAACAAAAUGACUGCUGUUGAGUGAAAGAAGUAACAAGUCAAUAUGUUAAACUUGUUAGUCCUGUCUAUUUUUCAUGGCCACUAUAGCUGAUGUCAUGUAAGGACAACAUGUGCUUUAAAAUAAAUCAACAAUGAUAUCUAGUGUUUAGAAAUGUACUUUCCUAAAGUGACAUUAGUACAAAGUUAGGAAAGUUGAUGUAAAUGGUUUAUCUAGAAUAUAAAAUAGAGGAAAUCCUAGUUGUCCAGUAUGGGUUGGUGUUGGUACCCAGCCCCCUUCUCCAGAAGAGGCCUGUGGGAGAGCAAGUUUCCAGUCCUGAGCCUCAGGUACGAUUCUCCUUUAUAUGUCUUUUUUUGUCAGUGUAGCAUUGCACUGGCUUGUUGUUCCUUACUGUGAUUGCUACCAGAGAUCAUUCCAUGAUUUGUAAUUUAAUCAGAAAGUAAAUUAAAGCAAUAUUGAUUAUC